This is a messenger RNA of Fulvia fulva, 2550 nucleotides long. RefSeq names its product putative E3 ubiquitin-protein ligase HECTD2. The transcript is spliced from 2 exons. The coding region runs from base 1 to 2550 and encodes 849 amino acids. Gene Ontology annotation, molecular function: ubiquitin-protein transferase activity. The record is from RefSeq and is a predicted model, not a curated record. NCBI's taxonomy places the organism in Eukaryota, Fungi, Ascomycota, Dothideomycetes, Mycosphaerellales, Mycosphaerellaceae.
AUGGAAAGCACGAAUGGCAACCCGGCCGUUGGAGAACUGGUCGAAAUCGUCAGCCGCUACACUCAUCAGCUACUCUAUGGCUGCAGAAGCCCUGACUGCACUGAGGUAGUCUGCGUCUCGGGAAACACCAACACCAACACCACCACCACCACCCGGAAACCUGUCCGUCGCCACAAGCCGAGAACAGCAAUAGCGACGGCCAUUGGUCUAGCUGGCCAGCAGAAGCCCCAAACCCAUUUCUGCAAGCACAACGCCAGUGACGGAGACAAACUUGUUGCCGAGGACGAGAGCCCUCGUGAUCCGUCAUCGCUCAUCCAGCUCCUUUGCGACACCAAAAGUAUCCAGCAGCUCAUGACCACACCCUUGGAUAUCAAGCUGCUUCCUGACCUCGAAGAGCUUCGCCGCAGACAUGCAUUGCUACGAGGCCUAUUGCAGUCAGCUGGUCAAGUGUCGCCGCUUCCGAGUAACGCCUUCGUCGACAACAGCGCUCUAGCAGACGGACUGGGUGAGGCUUCAAUGCUCUGGCUGAUACAGAGGUUGCCGCCGACGCGACCUGCUCCAUGGAUCAUGAUCAAUAGGGAUGUCAUCAGUAAAGGCCUUGCAUACCCGCAGAAGAAUGAGAGCAUGCCUUCCGACGACAGCUACAAUCGGUGGACAGCAAUACUCGACAUCCUCAACCACGAACCAUAUCUACGGCUCUUUCAAAGUACCAUGACUGUCGUUGGUCGCAGAACCCAUCUGGAGGAAGUGCUUCGCCGUCGGGAUCCAAAGCAUGAACUAUAUCCUAGUGCCGGACGUGCUCCUCUCGCCUGGCUGGUAGCAUCUGCCCUGGGUGCGGUUGGUGGGGAAGAUGCUCGCUAUCGUCUAUUGGUCCCAUUUUCUAUCAUGGUCUGGCUGAAACGGCUGUUCGCCCAGCAGUGGUCUUCUCAGCCAGCAUUUGUGUCUGGAGGCACGAUUCACGGCAUACUCGAGCUUUUCCGGCACUUGCACCACAACAUAUGCCAGGGAUCUUUGCAAAAUACGCCAGGAUGCUUGGUGCCUGAUGAAAUAUUCGAGAUGUCAUUGCUCAAUGCGCAAGUCGAUACACUAAGUAUGGCGAGAUCGUACAUGGACUGGGAUGCGGAAAAUGGAAAUCGACAUCAUGUCAUGGAGUACCCCAUGCUCUUCUCCAUGAAACAGCUCUCUUUGCACUUCCGUGCCAUAUGUCACCUGAUCAUGAAAGAUGCUCACUCGCUCACGGAUGCAGCGGUCAAGCUCAGAGAGCGGAGUGGCGUUCACAUGGAAGAAGACGAGCUCUCCAACCAAGUGCGAUCUUCUGAACAGCCCUAUCUAUUGAUCAGUGUGAGUCGCGACAGGGUUCUUGAAGACACCUGGACACAGCUAUGGCAGCGACGAAAGAAUGAGCUACGCCGACCACUGCGUGUGCGAUUGGGUGAAGCUAGCGAGUUGCUUGAAGUUGGACAAGAUCUCGGAGGGGUGCAGAUUGAAUUCUUCAAUUUGGUUUGUCGGGAAGUUUCUGCUGUGCAGACGCAGAUGUUCAUUACUGAUACUGAAAGUGGAAUCAGCUACUUCAGGCCUGGCAGUCUACAGCCACUCUACAUGUUCGAAUUGUUUGGUCUGGUCGUGGCCCUAGCACUAUACAACGGCAUCGCACUCCCGGUCAGGCUUCCAAAGGUGCUUUACAUGCUGCUAUCGCAUCCGAAGGAUGCUGGGGAUUCUCCCCUCAAAACCGUCGACGUGCGACUCCAAGAUCUUGACGACAGAUGGUCGCACGAGGUCCAGUCACUACAAAGCAUCAUGCAUGGCGACGUGGGAUAUCUGGACUACUCGUUUCCGUUCGAGGCAAACGGGCUACAGAUGAGCGUACGGUACCCAGAUCUACUACGAAAACAAGAUGGCAAGCACAGAAUUCAGGUCUCGGACAUGACGCUCAUCGAUGGUGGUCAACCAGCAAAUAAGGAUUGCGAUCCUUCGCGUCUGGACUGGCCAGGCUGGCUUGUGAGUGAUAUGGGUCAAGCCGAAGAUGUCACCAGUGGAAACAAAGCUCAAUACGUGAAACAAUACAAGCUCCACCUGCACUACGGCUCAGUGGCUCCCCAGGUAGACGCCUUCAUCCGAGGUUUUUACAACUCCGGCCUGAUCCCUCCAAAAGCCCUGAAAAUCUUCCAACCGCAUCAACUCAAAGUCCACCUCGAGGGUAGCGACCAUCUCGACAUCGACGACCUCAGAGCCGCCACACGAUACGACGGCUACGACGCAAAGUCAAAGUACAUCCAAACGUUCUGGCGCGUGGUCUCGGCGUGGCCGCAAAAGAAGCAGAAGCGGCUGCUCAAGUUUGUCACGGCUGCUGAGCGUAUCCCGAUCACGGGGGCGAGCCAGCUUACGUUCGUGAUCAAGAGACUCCCUGGGUCUGGGAAUUUGGAGACGUUGCCGACUAGCUCGACUUGCUUUGGGACGUUGACUUUGCCUAAGUAUCCAAGCGCAGAGAUUCUGGGGCAGAAGUUGAGUUUGGCGUUGCAGUAUGCUGGUGAAGGGUUUGGGAACAGUUGA